GCGUUUCUACACUUCUUUAUCUAUAUCUUUCCUUCUGGAAAGAGUUUGAUAUACUAGUACUAUUUAGUAAUCCGAAAAGCAAUUUCGUAAAACUCUGACAACAAACGCUCGUGAAAGAUGGCUUACAGCACGGGCUCAAUCUUUUUGCUGCUUCUAAGCACUUGUUAUGGGCAGUUAGUUAACAUGCUGUCCCAGUAUCCUAAAGCAUCCACGCAAAAGGUGCACCCAAAUUUUUUCAUUCGGAACUCAGAUAUGUUGACAAUACUGUCAGAGAUACUUUAGAUCACGCUACGUUAAAAACCAUCAUGUCUAAUGCAGUGCAGAAUAUCACAUAUAUCAAGAAUCAAACUUUUUCGGAAUAUAUCCACGCCGAAUAUAUGGCGGGCGUGAAAAACGAAGACGUGAAGCUCAGUAUUCGAGAACUGAUCACAAAGUAUGGAUAUCCCCUGGAAGAACACGAGGUGAUCACUGCGGACAGCUACAUAUUAAGAAUGUUCCGGAUACCGGGGAACGGGCCCGUUGUAUUGCUCAUGCACGGACUGUUCGGGAGUGCUGAUGAUUUCGUGGUAGCAGGCCCCAAGAACAGUUUAGCUUACUUGCUGGCAAACGACGGGUACGACGUGUGGCUGGGCAACGCCAGGGGGAACAAACACUCGCGCCGGCACGUCAGUCUCGAUCCCGCUGGGCCCGCAUUCUGGAAGUUCUCUUGGCACGAAAUUGGUUACUACGACCUGCCGGCGAUGAUCGACUACAGUCUAAACGUGACGAAUAGGAGGUCUCUGUACUACAUCGGCCACUCGCAGGGCACUACCUCCUUCUUCGUUAUGGGCUCUGAGAGACCGGAAUAUAAUGAGAAGGUGACUCUCAUGAUAGCGCUAGCACCAAGUGCUUACCUAUCACAUACGAAGUCCCGACUUAUGCGAGUUUUAGCUCCUAAAGGAGCCCUCAUACAGACGGUGUUGAAUAACAACGGCAUAUACGAGUUACUGUCGGACACUCCAACAAUGCGCGCCGUGAAGGACAUCCUUUGUAAUACGGGCCCGCUGGUGGAUAUCUUAUGCAAUAGAAUAGUUAUGAGCCUCAAUAUUUUCAGCUAUACUGAAUUAAACGCUACCCUCUUACCGGUGAUACUGAGCCACGCGCCCUCCGGAGCGUCAGUUGAGCAGGUCAAUCAUUACUUCCAGGGGAUCAUGUCGGGGAUGUUUCGGCAGUACGAUCACGGAGUUGAUAUGAACAUGAAGAAAUAUGGCAGAGUAACACCUCCGAGUUACCCCCUGGAGAAGAUAUCGGCUCCUGUGGCUUUGUUUUUUAGUGACGAUGAUACUCUUUGCUCGUCCCGUGAUGCUUAUAAGCUACACAGAAGAUUGAACAAUUGUGUCGAUAUGUAUAAACCACCUAACGAGUACCACUUUAAUCACGUGGAUUUCAUAUGGGCGAAGCACUUCAGAAUUGUGAUAUACAAUAGGAUCAUAAAAUUGUUAAGAAAAUUCGUUUAAUCAUGUUAUAUUCUUAUACUACUCAAAGUGAUAAAGUGACAAGUCAUGGGGCAACCGCCCCUUCUAGACACGAACCGCACCGUGGAGAACUCAGAUUGUACUCCGUGGCAUUCAUCGUAUAUUGCCACUCCUGAAGACUUAGGUGUCUUGGUUUUCCACUCAGAAAUUGCACUGGCCACUUUAAGCUUCAGACUGAAGGGUUACGUAAAAAUUGCGGCUUCACAACAGAAACAAUUCCCAUCUAUUUUGAGUCAUACAAAUGCCGCAAUAUUUCAGUAGAUAAUAGACAGAAGUUUAUGGGAAAGGAUUGUAGCAAAGAGAACUAAUAUGUUAGUCUAAAUCUUCCUGCUUGUUUUUCCAUCUAAAUAUAAUAUGCAUUAAUUUAAAGCAAAUGUGAAUAGGCUAUUCGAGGGCCCGCGAUCUCCAUCUUGACCACAUCGUUAGAUACAUUUCCAUCAGGUCAGAUCGUGAUCAAUUGCGGGCCCUUACAAUAGUAAAAACAAAUUGAUGGUAAUGUCUAGUAAAUUGACCUUCUCGGUUCUUCAGAACUUCUUCCAGUUUUUUUAUGAACUAACUACCGGCCCUAGCUUGCAUGAUUUUAAAUAUUUAAUUAAGAAAAUGAGACGAAUUUUUUCUUCACAAUCUGUCAUUCACUGGGUAUAUAAACCAGCAAACGUGGGGGGAAAGGGAUUAUAUUGGGGUCUAACUGACCGAUUGCUAGCAAUACACCCUAUCAGAUCGAUCUCCACGCGGUUCCCCCUGGAAACCAUCGUGGUUAAUUGUAGUGGAAUUCGUCACGAUGGGCUAAGUGACCUACUUC
Messenger RNA from Galleria mellonella (greater wax moth), 2316 nucleotides. Its product is annotated as lipase 1-like. Gene Ontology annotation, biological process: lipid metabolic process. The coding region runs from base 306 to 1496 and encodes 396 amino acids. Lineage: Eukaryota; Metazoa; Arthropoda; Insecta; Lepidoptera; Pyralidae. Gene Ontology annotation, molecular function: hydrolase activity, acting on ester bonds. The transcript has a single exon. The record is from RefSeq and is a predicted model, not a curated record.